AAUGCUAUAGUUUCGUGUGUGUACUGUAAGUCCAGAAGAAAGUGCCAUCCAUGUGAGAAGAGUUUACAAAUUAAACAGGGAUCAAGUUAACAGCGCGGAGCUGCAGCAUUACUUAAUGUACCAUGAGUCUGUCAGGCACUUCAGACAAAACCAGCGAUUCACCCGAUGUGUUUCAGAUUCAGAUCGGAUUCAUCGGAGCAGGAAACAUGGCGUUUGGCGUCGCGCAGGGAAUCAUCGCCACAGGAAAGGUUCCACCAGGUAAUAUAAUUAUUAGUGCACCAUCCAUGAACAACCUUCCUCGCUUUAAGGAGAAAGGUGUUUCAGUCACUCACUCCAAUCACGAGGUUGUCCAAGCCUCUCAUUUGAUCUUUCUGGCUGUCAAACCACACAUCAUUCCACAAGUCCUAAAUGAAAUCUCCCAGAACGUCACCAAAGAACACAUCAUCGUUUCCAUGGCUGCCGGAAUCACUAUAGCAACACUCGAGGAGCUGUUGCCUGCAGGGACGCGUGUGAUCCGGAUAAUGCCGAAUCUUCCUUGUAUGCUCCUGGAGGGUGCGCUGCUCCUGUCCUGCGGUUCGCAUGCGGGACAGCAGGAGGAGACGCUCCUGAAGACGCUCCUCGGCCCCUGUGGAUUAGUGGAGUUUGGACCAGAAUCCUGGAUCGACGCCCAUGUGGGCCUGAGUGGCAGUGGCGUCGCAUUCGUGUAUGUGUUCGCGGAGGCGCUGGCGGAUGGUGCUGUUAAGAUGGGGAUGCCCAGUGCUCUGGCUCGACGCAUUGCAGCACAGACAAUACUGGGUGCUGGAGUGUUACUGCGGGACUCCGGGAAGCUGCCGGCGGAGCUGAAGGCUGAGGUUUGCACUCCUGGAGGGACCACCAUUCACGGCAUCCACGCGCUGGAGAAAGGAGGAUUCAGAGCGGCUGCGAUUGGAGCCGUGGAGGCGGCUUCAGAAAGAGCUCGAGAACUCGGAAACAAGCAGAAGAAGAACUGAAUCAUCCUACAGGAGAGAUAAAGCUGCAAUUAAAACAGGGGUGUCCUAACUCCGGUAUCCUGUAUAGUUUAGCUCCAACUUCUUUCAACACACCUGCCUGGAAGUUUCUAGUUUACCUAGUGAGAUCUUGUGUAGCUGCUUCAGGUGUGUUUAAUUGGGGUUGUUGGAGGUAAAAUAUGCAGGACACCGGCCCCUUAGGACCGAGCUUGGAUAGUUCACCCUGAAAUAAAAACCACCACAUUAUUUACUCACCCUCAAGUCAUAUUCAGUAGAAAUGACUUUUUUUGAGUCAAACAAACACAAUCGGAAUGGUUUUACAUCUUUAUUCUGGCUAUAUGGUUCUUCUUUACCCUGGCUCAUAUUUACCACAAAUUUAUCCACUAAAUAGUAACUUUUCAAAAUAAAAGUCACGAUCAGCACCAAUAUACUGCAUGCAUAAUGGUGUUGAUAGUGACUUUUAUUUUGAAAAGAGCAUAUUUAGUGCAUAAGUUUGUGGUCAAACUAACCCAUACGCCACCAGGGGGUUAAUGCAUGUCUGAUUAAGCUGAUUCAUGUGUUAUUAUAUAAUAAAUAUUUCUAAUUUUUUAAUCAUUAAAUUAUAAACUAAAUACCGAAGCCCUUGAAUCUUCUUUUUCUUCUUUCUUUAUUUAGUUUUAUUAUUUUAUUGUGGUUUAAAUUACUGCCACCAACUAGAAUAGAGUAGCGAUUUGCAAAUAUGCUUUAUUAUUUAUAAUAAGAAAUUUAAAUCGCAUCAAGAUUUCUAAUAAGAUAUAUGACAAGGUUAUUAAAU
This is a messenger RNA of Danio aesculapii, 1779 nucleotides long. It is a transcript of the gene pycr3, whose product is annotated as pyrroline-5-carboxylate reductase 3. NCBI's taxonomy places the organism in Eukaryota, Metazoa, Chordata, Actinopteri, Cypriniformes, Danionidae. The transcript is spliced from 7 exons. The coding region runs from base 123 to 989 and encodes 288 amino acids. Gene Ontology annotation, biological process: L-proline biosynthetic process. Gene Ontology annotation, molecular function: pyrroline-5-carboxylate reductase activity. The record is from RefSeq and is a predicted model, not a curated record.